Molecule: messenger RNA, 684 nt
Organism: Parascedosporium putredinis
Lineage: Eukaryota; Fungi; Ascomycota; Sordariomycetes; Microascales; Microascaceae
Source: the annotation of a GenBank genome assembly
AUGUCUGCUAUCGUCGGUGAAUGGUCUGGCUACUGUGCCUAUCCUGACGGCUCGAAGCGCGAUUGGAAUUUCAACAUCAGCGAGACCGCUAAUAACGCUGUCUUCAUCGGCACCGGGUCUGAGUCCCGCGGUGACUUUGACCUCGUCGCGGGUCAGGUUAUCCCCGCCGACGGAGGGAGCGCUGUAACAUUUGCCCAAAUUUACAAGUCCAUCUGGGACGGUCAGAUCUGGACCUUCCGUGGCACCCUCUCACCUGACGGGAACACCCUGAGUGGCGAGUGGUACGACUCUCCGGCGGACGGGCGCAACCGCAUCGGCACCUGGAGCGCCCUGCGAGGUCCGAUUUCUCCACUGGCCGGCAGCUGGAGCGGAACGUACUCUUAUCCCGACGGGUCCACAAGCAAUUUCACCCUCAACAUCCCGGACUUCACUGUCGGCGCUAAGUUCCAGGGCACCGGCCAUGAUGACGCAGAGUUUAGUGUUGAGGGCACUGGGGUAGAGAGCGUGACGUCUGGUAAGGGUGGUUUCUCUUGGAUCCAGACAUACGAUUCACAGUGGCAUGGCCAGGUUUGGUUCUGGGAUGGUGUGCUGAGUGAGGAUGGAAAUGAGAUCAAUGGCCGAUGGCAUGAUUCUGCAAAUGAUAGUAGACAGAGAAGUGUUAGCUUCGUCUUACAGCGUGAUUAA